GAAAGGGAGGAAAAGGGGGGGGUUUAACCCCCCCGUGCCCGGCGGCGGCGGCGGCAUUUUCUAUUCAGGCGGCGCUGAGGGAGCCCGUCGCGCCCGGUGCAUUGUGGGACCGCGCUGGGAGUCCCGUUCGCGGGAGGAGGCGGAGGGCGAGGAGGCGGCGAGAGCCGACUGAUCAGCAGAGAAACUGAUCCCGUUGCUCUGGGGUGGGAGAGGCCGGCAGUCUGUGGGAGAGAACCAUGUCUGUUCGGGAGUCCUUUAACCCAGAAAGUUACGAACUGGACAAGAGCUUCCGUCUGACCCGAUUCACUGAACUGAAGGGCACAGGCUGCAAAGUGCCGCAGGAUGUCUUACAGAAACUGCUGGAAUCUCUACAAGAAAACCAUUUUCAGGAAGAUGAACAGUUCCUGGGGGCAGUUAUGCCCAGGCUGGGAAUUGGAAUGGACACUUGUGUUAUUCCAUUAAGACACGGAGGUUUGUCAUUAGUCCAGACGACAGAUUAUAUUUAUCCUAUUGUGGAUGACCCUUAUAUGAUGGGACGAAUAGCGUGUGCCAAUGUCCUAAGUGACCUUUAUGCCAUGGGGGUCACAGAAUGUGAUAACAUGUUGAUGCUCCUUGGAAUCAGCAAUAAAAUGACAGAUAGGGAAAGAGACAAAGUGAUGCCUCUAAUUAUCCAGGGUUUCAAAGAUGCAGCAGAAGAGGCAGGAACAUCUGUUACUGGUGGCCAAACAGUGUUAAAUCCCUGGAUUGUUUUAGGAGGAGUGGCCACGACAGUCUGUCAGCCUAAUGAAUUUAUAAUGCCAGACAAUGCAGUGCCAGGAGAUGUGCUUGUAUUAACUAAACCCUUGGGAACACAAGUGGCUGUAGCUGUCCACCAGUGGCUAGAUAUUCCUGAAAAGUGGAACAAAAUCAAGCUCGUGGUAACGCAGGAAGAUGUAGAACUAGCAUAUCAGGAGGCAAUGAUGAAUAUGGCACGGCUGAACAGGACAGCUGCUGGACUCAUGCACACGUUCAAUGCACAUGCAGCUACAGACAUCACAGGAUUUGGGAUCCUGGGCCAUGCACAGAACCUUGCCAAGCAGCAGCGGAACGAGGUGUCCUUUGUUAUCCACAACCUCCCCGUCCUGGCCAAGAUGGCUGCUGUCAGCAAGGCCUGUGGCAACAUGUUCGGCCUCAUGCACGGGACUUGUCCAGAGACUUCAGGAGGCCUCCUCAUCUGCUUACCACGAGAGCAGGCAGCGCGUUUCUGCGCCGAGAUCAAGUCCCCGAAAUACGGCGAAGGCCACCAGGCGUGGAUUAUCGGCAUUGUGGAGAAGGGCAACCGCACGGCCAGGAUUAUAGACAAACCCCGGAUCAUUGAAGUGGCACCACAGGUGGCCACUCAGAACGUGAAUCCCACGCCCGGUGCCACCUCUUAAUAGAGAUGAAAUAGCUGUUUGUUUUUGAAUAGAUCUAUUCCCUUAUCAUCCUACAAUUUAAAGAACUGUAAAAAGAAAAGAAAACUUGUUGUGUCUGCACAUCUGGUGGCCUUAGGUCAGUUUAUGAGUGGAUACAAAUAAUAAAAUCCAUUGCCUUUUUUUCCUGUUACAUUAACUGAAGAUGCACCUAAUCUUGAGGCAGCUUCUGAGUUGAGAAUUAUAUUGUUAUCCAAUACUGUUGAUUCAUUUUGAAUCUUUAGACACUUAUCUCUUGCCGCAUAGGCUCUUUUUAAAGGUGCUUUCACGUAGCACAGACAUUACCAGUAGUAGUGUCGAAUAGCAGUUUGUGUCCUUUCAUUAUGUGUAUAUUUAUCAUGAAUCUAAUUUUGAUGCCUUGAGUGAUAUUCCAGAAAGGCAAUAAAUUGACAGGAGACACAGUGGGUUACCCAGUAGUAAGAGGUUGCAUGAUUGCAUUCAAUCUUCGAUUUAAAAAAAAAAAAAUUAUUUUAUUUUAUUUUCAAAAUUUUUUGUAAAGUUUAGUCUUACCAAGAGCAUCUACGACCCUGGACAUUGCUUGGUAGUGCACUCAGUUUAAACAGCAAGUGCUGACUUUUUGCAUGGAAAGCGCUUCAGAGUCGAAGGAGUCAUUUUGAAUUUCAUUAUUUGUAGACCUGACAAUAUUUACUGUAUUAUCAAUGAUUGUUUUCUUUAUUGAUAGUAAGGACAAAUAAAUCUUUUUUUUUUAAUUUUUUUUGCAACAUGAUUGGAUGUGCUAUAGUGCAACAAAGGUUUUGCAGACCAAAAGGAGGUUACUGUAUAAUAUUCAUUUACAAUUCACUAUAUAAAUAACUACACAAAUAAUUUUUAAAUAUAAUCAAACUAAAAUAAACCUCUGUUCUGUGGAUGGUAGUGUUUAAUACAUUUUAUAUUUUGUAUAGUGAUUACAAGCCUUUUUGUUUCUUUAAAAAUCAGCAGCUGUUUAGUAUAAUUCUUAGUAUUAUUUUGUUCUUUGCUCAAAUACAAUUUUCUGCACGCUUUUGUGAUCUGUGUUUAAAACCAACAUUGCCAACAAUGCAGCUUGAACUUAAGCUUGUUAUUCAAAAUAAAUAUUUAAUUUUUUUUAUUGCUCUUG
This is a messenger RNA of Onychostruthus taczanowskii (white-rumped snowfinch), 2547 nucleotides long. It is a transcript of the gene SEPHS1, whose product is annotated as selenophosphate synthetase 1. The record is from RefSeq and is a predicted model, not a curated record. Bases 237 to 1415 code for a protein of 392 amino acids. NCBI's taxonomy places the organism in Eukaryota, Metazoa, Chordata, Aves, Passeriformes, Passeridae. Gene Ontology annotation, cellular component: cytoplasm. Gene Ontology annotation, molecular function: selenide, water dikinase activity; ATP binding. Gene Ontology annotation, biological process: L-selenocysteine biosynthetic process. The transcript has 9 exons.